Messenger RNA from Bradysia coprophila, 608 nucleotides. RefSeq lists its product as uncharacterized. Gene Ontology annotation, cellular component: cytoskeleton. Lineage: Eukaryota; Metazoa; Arthropoda; Insecta; Diptera; Sciaridae. The record is from RefSeq and is a predicted model, not a curated record.
UUUGGACGUAGCUUUCAGUAAUUACAAGUCCAACCGUUAAAAGUUGAUUUAUUUCUAAUAAAAUGCAGUUCCUAGGAUUCGCUGUGUUAAUUUGCCUAUUUCAAAUAUUUCACUAUUCAUUUGCCUGUAACGGAUACGAUGUUAAACUGGACAGUUUUGAAAAUGGUCCCAAUAAUCCAACACUGGUCGUACAACCCAAUCCAACUUUCAAAUUGGAUAAAAAUUGCCGAUUGUACCUAAAUGGAACCUUGGAACUAUUAAAACCAGUAACAAGUGCAGAGCUAAACCUCAAAGCGAAAAAGAACGGAAUAUUGACUGUAUUGGACGUCAAUAAUAUCAAUUUAUGUGAACUUCUAUCCACUUCAAGUUAUCCAUAUGAAUGCCCGCUUACCAAGAAAAAAUAUUCCGAUAACUUCAGUAGUGGACUCGAUUUAUCAUCGUACCAAAAAUAUCUGGCGAAACUCAUUGGAAAGAUAACUAUCGACGCUACAAUAGUCACUAAUAAGAAAGAGAUCAAUACGUUCUGCGUCAAAGUGGAGAUAACUCGAAGGAUUUAGGAAGCAAUAAUGAGUUCCUUGUAAAUUUCCGUUUAAUGUAAUAAAACGAUG